CUCCGUCCACCUUCAAUCACCUCACGAGGCGGCGGGUGGCCACUGUAAGCGGGAAAGUCGUCGCGGCUGUGAAGGGAGCAGGAAAGGAGAAGCUGCUGCUUGCUGCUGAUGAUGUUGCAGGUUGCAUGUUGGCCUAUGCUUGCGACGAUCGACACCCUGCGGUGGGUGAACCUAGAAGAUGAACGAGGAUGAAGAAGGCAGACGGAUAGCACGAUUGAUAUACUGAUAUCUCUAGUGCACCAUCCAUGUGGCGUUUCGGCAAAGAUAGCAAGGCAUGUUGACUGGACUUUGCCGGACCUUGUACGCUAUAGAAUGUCGAAACUGUAGAUGCCAAGUCGUGAGAAGUCGGAUUGAGCGCAAGCCGUCCGCCAUGUGCGGUUCCUGCAAGCGGCGCUCAGUUGCCGAGCGCCUGCCUUGCAAGUCGCAUGGGGAAUAUGUAUGGAGCAACUGGAGCGAGCGCAACCGAAGCGUGCCGGAGGGAACGAUGACCUGCCGCCGCCAUUGUUUUCAUGGCUGGUUUCUAAUGAUGAAUAAAACACCGCUGGCUUUGUCGUUGGUACACACUAGACUGGAUGGGGCGACAGCACUAUCGAAGGAGAACCGCACAACGAAGGCUGGGUUCCAGUAUACCGCCGAACAUGUGCCAUGCAGGGAUUGUCCUUUUCACACGUUCUUGAUCGCCUCGCGGCAGCUUCAGAGCCCAGAAGGCGGCCAGCGGUUCCGUGCAGCUUGGAGAGUGCAUGUGCCCACUCAGCAGCAGAGCGCGCGACGUGCGAGGAUAUGCAUGGGUGGAGGACGAUGCUGCCACUACUGCACUCGGACGGGUGGGCAUGAUACGAGUAGACUGACUACUUUUGACAAUGGAGGGUGAACCUUGAGCAGGCGGCAGCUGACGAUCGAUCGGCAUGAG
Tilletiaria anomala UBC 951 is the source of this 910-nucleotide messenger RNA. RefSeq lists its product as uncharacterized. The transcript has a single exon. Bases 275 to 871 code for a protein of 198 amino acids. The record is from RefSeq and is a predicted model, not a curated record. NCBI's taxonomy places the organism in Eukaryota, Fungi, Basidiomycota, Exobasidiomycetes, Georgefischeriales, Tilletiariaceae.